Molecule: messenger RNA, 2641 nt
Organism: Meloidogyne enterolobii
Lineage: Eukaryota; Metazoa; Nematoda; Chromadorea; Rhabditida; Meloidogynidae
Source: the annotation of a GenBank genome assembly
UUUCGAAAGACCUAUUUCGUAUAUUUAUAAUUAUUUAAUAAUGUCUAAAGGCGGUGAUGAAUCAAUAGCUUCCGGGCCAGCUUUAAGCUCGCUUCGUCCUGCAAAUGUGUUAGAGAUUCAAGCUCGCGAGUACCUCAAGGAAAAGGAGAUUGAAUUUGGUUUACCUAUCAUGGCUGAGCGUAAAGGACCAGUUCGUGAGGGAGACGUCGAUUUGACUACAAAUAUCUAUCCGCUGAUUUUCCAAAGCAACAUUCGUGUUUGUCGAUACGAUGUGAAAGUUUCUGGAACGAAGAGAAGCGGACGGAUCGUAGAGUUCACUAAGAAGUUCAAGGACGAUUUUACCAAAACUGAGCGUCGCUUUCGUACGCGGGAUGUGCUUGUUACUUUUAUGAAUAAACAUAAGGAUAUGGCCAAAGCCGCUGGUUGCAUCUACAACGAUCUCCAGUCAAUCAUGUAUUCUUUGACUCCUAUGUCUCAACAAGAGCAUAUUAAAUUUGAUUUUUCUCCUUCUGAACUUCACAAUGCCUCUGAGUUUGGACGUUUCAAAUUGGACACCAUCACUUUGGAGUUUACUCCUACCAAUCCUUUUCAAUUGAGCUUAGAACAGAUACAGGGACAGCGGGAUUUGGUUUAUGCGAACAGAGAUCUUGCUCAAUUUCUUGACAUUGCUACCAGCCAAGAUGUUUUCUUUCGCGAAGGAGAGCACGUUCAUUUCUCUACAUCUAAUUCUUAUAUGUAUAGUCCUGAAAUGUUUGGUUUCAAAUCUGAUGACACUAUUUCUUUUGAGGAUAACCUUACCUAUCUUGGUAUAGGGUGUGACAAAGCAAUUCACAAUGUUCAAGGAGGCAAACCUGGAAGUGGUGGCUUACAAUCAGUUGUUGUUCAACGUCUAAUGGUUUGCACUACUCAUAAUAAGAAUAAUGUGCAGUACUUACUGAUAAAAGGAUUUGCACGCGAAAGCGCCUCUCAAAAAGAAAUAUCAAUUAAUGGGCAACCGACUUCAGUUGCUACAUAUUUCAACCAGAAAUAUGGGGUUUCGCUCAGUCGAAUGGAUUUGCCUUUAGUUAUAAGCAGUACAACUGACAAGGAUGGGAAGAAGCAACAAAAUUAUUACCCAAUUGAAGUUCUUCAAGUUUGUGACAAUCAACGUGUUAAGACUAACCAAUUGACUUCGCAAAUGACUCAAUUAGCAAUUAGGCGUGCGAAUGAACUUAAUCAUCCUGAACUUCAAACUGGUGAUGGUAGUGUUUAUCCAAAUAAAGAUACUGCUGGUUGGAGGAUGAAUAAAGUAUUGUCUCCCCAAGCACUCGUGGGUAAGCAAUAUGGAUGGGCUUCUUUUGUUUUUUGGACAAAAAAUGCUGGGCAUGGAUGCUUAACGCAAAAUGAGAUGGAUGAUUUUCUGCGUCGUUAUCAACAACAAGCAAGUUCCAGAGGCAUUAGAUUAAAUGAUCCUGUAAGAAAGGAAAUUGUUACGCUGAAUAAAUUGGAUGACAUGGCUCAAUUUUAUGAUUGGGCUUCAAAAAAUGACAUUGCCUUUUUGCUUUGUUUUCAUGGAGAUAGUGGUGAUGCGGAACAAGUACAUCAUGAGGUUAAAGCAAAUGAGAGGCGUUUCUUUGUAAUUACGCAAUGUGUAAGAACUGGGACUGUUAAGAAUGUUAUACAAAAGGGUCAAAAACUCACAAUUGACAACAUUUUGAAUAAAACCAAUGUAAAGUUGGGUGGAGUGAACUAUACAUUGUCACGUUCAAGGAUUGCUACUGACACGUCAACGUUAAUUAUUGGGUUUAGUGCAAACCAUCCUGGUGGUGGUAUUGGUACGGUAGAUGACACUGCUUCUGAUCCAAACAAAGCACCUUCCUUUGUUAGUGGACCACCUACAGCUGUCGGGUUUGCUGCAAAUGUUGGUCCUACGAAAAUGCCAUAUGAUUUUAUUGGUGACUUUCUCUAUCAGCAAGCAUAUCGUGAGGAAAAAGUUAACGUCAUUGAGUCGAUUGUUCAACGAUGUGUUGCUUUCUUUCAAUCAACAAGGGAUGGACGUCUUCCUCAACGUGUUAUUCUCUUCCGUAAUGGAUGUAGUGAAGGAUUAUACCCAAAGAUUCUUAAGUAUGAAGUUCCACUUCUGCGAAAGGCAUUGCAGGUUGAAGGGAUUCAGGAACCAAAAUUAACUUUAAUUGUUUGCAAUAAACUUCAAAGCGUUCGAUUCUUCCACAAAAAUAUUAAUCAAAAUGCCAAGGCACCAGAUCAAAAUCUGAAACCUGGCACAAUUAUUGACACAGCGGCGGUGCAUCCGGAAUUUGCAGAAUUCUUUUUGACUUCACAUCGCGCUUUACAAGGAACUGCUCGGACUCCAAAGUAUACGGUAGUAUAUGAUGAUUGCGAACAUGACCUGGAUGAAUUGGAACGUAUCACUUAUGAUCUUUGUUUUGGACAUCAAAUUGUGUCAUCACCAAUUUCUUUGCCAGCACCAGUCUUAGUUGCUUCAGAAUAUGCCAAGCGAGGAAGAAAUCUUUACAAUUCUUUAUUUGACGAAUUGAAGCAGAAAAAUCCGGAUAUUACCUAUACCAACUUGAAUGAUGACAUCACUUUUUACGGACGUACUGGGACGGAGUGCUGGAUUUCUGAAUACCGGUUGAAUGCUUAA